AGAGGUGUGAAUUCAGAGGUGGCCGCAGGUAGCAGAUAACAGGUCACUUAGUCUUAUUUACUUUAUGUUCUUUAUGUACGUGCAACAGGGAGGGAGACCAUCUAUAACACAGGCCUAAGCCAUAGUAUGAUUCCUGGCUUAGAAUUUUACUGUAGGUGUCCACCAAGAAUAAGAAAAUGCACUGGAGGACCCAUGAGGACCCAGCGUUCUUAGGGGCAUUCCAGCGGGGUAAUGCUGGAACACAGGACUGCUGUUGUGCCGCUGAGUGACAGCAGUAAAACAAGGAUCUGAGCGACAGUAAACCCACCCAGGGAGGUUCAGAGGCUGGUUCCCUGAUUCCCAUGGUCGCAAUCAUCAGUGAAUCAUAUAUACUGCAUGAAACAUAAGACAACAAUGGCACUGGAGGACCUGCCCAACUCUACAGUGUUUACUCUGUCUGGGAUCAACGCCAGCAGGGAGAGCAGAUGCGUUUUCUUCUGCAUAACGUUUCUUUACUACCUUGUCAUCAUCGCUGUAAACCUGAUAAUAAUUGUCACAGUCGCCCUGAGGAAGCCGCUCCACGAGCCCAUGUACGUGUUCCUGUGCAACCUCUGUCUCAACGGACUGUAUGGAACCUCAGGGUUCUACCCCAAGUUCCUGUAUGAUCUGCUCUCUGACGUCCAAGAAAUCUCGCGGUCAGGAUGUUUCAUUCAGGUGUUUGUGAUUUACUCUGCUGUCCUGUGUGACUUUUCCACGUUAACAGUGAUGUCUUAUGACAGGUCUGUGGCCAUAUGCAGGCCGUUGGAGUAUCACACAGUCAUGACGGGGGGGACCGUCUUUAAACUGACUGUGCUCUCAUGGAUCGCCCCCAUUUUUUUCAUGUUCCUUUUGGUCAUUGUGAGCUCUAGACUAACUCUGUGUGGAUCACAAAUUGAGAAACUCUACUGUGAGAACUGGGCUAUUGUUAAAAUCUCUUGUUUCCCCAAUACAGUUAGUAAUGUUAUUGGGUAUUUAGUAAUACUCGUGUAUUUGGGACAAGUUUUAUUCAUUCUUUUGUCUUACAUGAAACUGAUAAAAACCAGCUUGAAGUCAGCCGAGAACCGCAGUAAAUUCGUCCAGACGUGUACUCCACAUUUACUGUCAUUAAUCAACGUGACAGUGGCCUUGCUGUUCGAUACAAUGUACAGUCGAUACGGUUCCCAGGACUUUCCACAGGGCUUACGCCACUUCCUGGCGUUAGAGUUCCUAAUUGUGCCUCCUCUCCUCAAUCCCCUCAUUUACGGCCUGAAAUUGAGUAAGGUCCGAAAUGAGGUCUUAAGAUACAUGAAGAAUAACGUAGUAAAAUGUUAAUAUUUACAAAAAUUCCAAAUCAAAAACUAAAGAUUAACUUAUUCAGUAAUAAGGAUUCAUUAUCGGAAGUUUCUGCACGAGUCAUUAUGACCACAUUACAGACCACAUCCAUUUUCCCGGGACAUUUAUCCA
Molecule: messenger RNA, 1461 nt
Organism: Brienomyrus brachyistius
Lineage: Eukaryota; Metazoa; Chordata; Actinopteri; Osteoglossiformes; Mormyridae
Product: olfactory receptor 1D5-like
Exons: 2
Coding region: 376-1329 (317 amino acids)
Biological process (GO): G protein-coupled receptor signaling pathway
Cellular component (GO): membrane
Molecular function (GO): G protein-coupled receptor activity; olfactory receptor activity
Source: RefSeq, a predicted model, not a curated record